This is a messenger RNA of Exophiala dermatitidis NIH/UT8656, 1906 nucleotides long. Its product is annotated as cytosolic Fe-S cluster assembly factor nbp35. Gene Ontology annotation, cellular component: cytosol. Lineage: Eukaryota; Fungi; Ascomycota; Eurotiomycetes; Chaetothyriales; Herpotrichiellaceae. The transcript has 2 exons. The record is from RefSeq and is a predicted model, not a curated record. Bases 190 to 1218 code for a protein of 342 amino acids. Gene Ontology annotation, molecular function: ATP binding; ATP-dependent FeS chaperone activity; 4 iron, 4 sulfur cluster binding. Gene Ontology annotation, biological process: iron-sulfur cluster assembly.
GGCCGACAAGGCUGCGGCUCUGGACCCUGACGCCAAUCAGUUACCCGCAUUCAUUAUGCCUGCAUUACCAAUCCAACUGCGCCGCCCAGGUUUUGCCAUCAUCCCAGUGACUUCUCAUCCUCAUCACCUUCAAAUGAUAUAGUACCGUUAGACUAUCUCCACUGCCAUAGCACCCUGUCAAGGACACUGAUGGCACCAUCUCUCGUGGAACCGCUGCCCGAAGCACUGGAAGGGCCGCUCAAGAACAAACCAGAUCUUGUUGCCCCGGAACCAGAGCACUGUCCUGGUCCCGAAUCGGAUCAAGCAGGCAAAGGUGAUGCCUGCAAUGGCUGCCCGAAUCAAGCCAUCUGCGCCUCCGCGCCAAAGGGCCCUGACCCAGACAUCCCCGUUAUAACAGAGCGACUUGCAGGAAUAAAACAUAAGAUACUGGUGCUAUCAGGAAAAGGAGGAGUGGGCAAAUCGACCUUUUCUUCACUUUUGUCGCACGCAUUUGCUGCGAAUCCCGAUUCCACAGUGGGUAUAAUGGACACCGACAUCUGCGGACCGUCAAUACCUAAAAUGAUGGGCGUGGAAAGCGAAACCAUCCAUGUCAGUAACGCCGGCUGGAGUCCCGUUUGGGUGACCGAUAAUCUGGGAGUCAUGAGUGUCCAAUUUAUGCUACCCAAUCGAGACGAUGCAGUGAUAUGGCGCGGUCCAAAGAAGAACGGGCUUAUCAAACAGUUCUUAAAAGAUGUUGAAUGGGGCGACUUGGACUAUUUGAUCGUCGACACACCUCCCGGCACAUCGGACGAACACCUGUCGGUUAAUUCCUUCUUGAAAGAAUCCGGCGUCGAUGGAGCCGUGGUUGUUACUACGCCCCAAGAGGUUUCGUUAUUAGACGUGCGGAAAGAGAUUGAUUUCUGUCGGAAAGCCGGAAUCCGGGUGCUCGGUCUGGUUGAAAACAUGUCUGGCUUCGUGUGCCCGAAAUGCACACACGAGUCCCAGGUUUUCCGAGCCACCACAGGUGGCGGUAAAAAGUUGUGCGAGGACAUGGGCAUUCCUUUUCUGGGCUCAGUGCCGCUCGAUCCGCGGAUAGGAAUGGCAUGCGAUUUUGGAGAGAGCUUCAUGGACAGUUUCCCUGAUAGUCCCGCAUGCAAAGCAUUACGGCAAGUGGUGAGGACGGUCGGGAAACUGAUCGGUGAAGAUCCUGAUGAUGUGUUACCUGAUGGUCCCAUAUGAGAUACGAAGAUACCCAGUUUGUUUUACUAAAGCGCUCUGCAACUAUCAUGACACUGCGGUCGUUGGGUUGCUCGAAACAGACCUACGACCUCAUCCAACACGUGCAUGCAGCAUUGCACAUUUGACCUUCAGAGAGGCAGUCCACUAGCCUAACUGAGCUGUGACAAAGUUGUCCACAUCGAAACUAGCUACAGCAGCUGGUUGGACAGCGACAGCGAAGCAACUGCCCGGUAGGCGAUGCGAGACGGCCGACAAGCGAGGCUCGACUAUCGUGUCUGACUAGAGGGAGAAGGCCGCGUAUGGCAGACGGUGUGAGACAGGUCAGAUAUGGCCUAGGGCCCGGAGGUCAGAAACCUGGGUCUGGUGGAGCCUCUGGGCGCCGGCGAAGAGAAGUACGGACGGUGGUCGGGAGAAGGAUCGGACUACUGUCGAGACUGAAGCCAGAAGUACCUGUGGCUUGCGGGUCAACUGUAGAAUGCAGAGAUGCCCUGGAUGCGCAAGUGGGCCAUGGCAGUACUGCUGUCAGUGAAGGAAUAAGACUACGAGGAGUACUUCAAGUUGGAUGAAGGAGCUGCAGGACGAAGGACGAAGGGCGAGGAGAGGUACCUAUGAAGAGCCUAGAGGUAUGGGGGUGCCAAGUACUGUACCUGUAGAGAAUGAGAAUGGCGCAGGCGCCUGUAGAGAGCGA